Messenger RNA from Acanthaster planci (crown-of-thorns starfish), 1721 nucleotides. RefSeq lists its product as uncharacterized. The record is from RefSeq and is a predicted model, not a curated record. Gene Ontology annotation, molecular function: serine-type endopeptidase activity. Gene Ontology annotation, biological process: proteolysis. NCBI's taxonomy places the organism in Eukaryota, Metazoa, Echinodermata, Asteroidea, Valvatida, Acanthasteridae.
AGUGGUAAAAUCUGGUUGGUUAAAGUUGGUAGUCUUUGCAUCAUUUGCUAAAAGUUCACAGUCCUAUCGUCCAACUAUGAAGCUUCUUCUGUUGUGUCUCUGUGUUGUUCUGGCUCAUGCUGGCCUCGCUCCUCUCCGUACGACCAACGAGCGCUCCGUACCUGACAGCUGGAUCAUAAAAGUCGAGGAUUUUGACCUGCUGGAGCGCGUGCAACAAGAGAUCGAGGACAUCUUUUCCACUUUCCGUGCACCUGCUCCCAGAAUCAGUAAACUGGAAGACCUUAUGCCGGUUCUGACCCUGAAGAUUCCACAGCACAUCCUUACUCGGGUGCGUGCUAUUGAGGGCGUUGAGUACAUUCAAGAGGACACCAUCGCAACACUUUUCGGCUCACAAAACAAUCCACCAUGGGGUAUUGAUCGCAUCGACAGUCGCACUGGAACGGACAAUGUGUUCAACUUCAACGAUAGUGCUCAGGGUGAAGGGGCGAAAAUAUUCAUUGUGGACACCGGCAUCAACACUAAUCACGAGGCGUUUGGCGGACGAGCUUCCCUUCUGUAUGGGGUUGCUGAUGAUGGAGGACAUGGAACUCACUGCGCUGGUACUGCUGCAGGAGAAAUCUACGGUAUUGCACGUAAAGCUGAAAUCUACAGCUGCAAAGUGUGCAGUCAUGGAGCAUGUGGGCUUUCUACAAUUAGCAAAGGUUUGAAUGCUAUUGUCAAAAAGUUUGGUUCCGGCCCCGGCAUGGGCGUGGUAUCAAUGUCCCUGGGUGGAGGGUAUGGUCCCUACUUCAACUCUCUUGUCCAGAACAUGCUCAACAAGGGGUACACAGCUUCUGUUGCUGCGGGUAACUCAAACCAGGAUGCAUGCAACGUUUCACCUGCAUCUUUGAAAGGGGCACUCACCGCUGGGGCCACGACUAGGAAGGACAAACGCGUAUAUUUCUCCAACUGGGGCUCUUGCGUUGACCUGUUUGCACCCGGUGUGUACAUCAAGAGUGCGAGCCACAGCUCUAACACCGGAACUGCAACAAUGUCUGGCACUUCAAUGGCAUGUCCUCAUGUGACAGGUGCCGCUGCUGUUUAUCUGGGAUCGAACCCAGGUUCGUCUCCAAGUGCUGUGCAUGAUGCCAUCGUGAAUAAUGCGACUCCCGACGUAGUGUCUGACCCCAAAGGAUCCCCCAACAGGUUGCUCUAUGUCCAGCCCUGAGUACGGACCACGGAUGCCGAAGACCAAAAUCACGUGACCAGAUUUGAGACGUUUGCCAAGCAUAACGAAACAAUGGAACGAGACGGCCGAAUGACGGUAAUUCUACACCAUCGAAUAAAUUUAGAGCUGAAUCCUCUGCAACAAAAUGUUGAACACCUCAUUGCACAACUUAUGGAAAUUGUAUCAGUGCAGCUGCAUGGUGAUCUCAAUGCGUAAAGCAUAUAUACAUGCCUAACCCCCUUGAAAUGCCGCCUGCUUGAACCUACAGUGUAAUGCGUGUAUUUUCAAGUGUACGCCCAUAAAACAUGUUCAUAUCAAACCAACACUGCAAAGCACCUACAGUGUGCACUCUUUAAAGAUUCUUUGACCUACGGUAACAACUUCAAAAAGACAAAAAAGAAAUAUCAGGACUCUGCGAAGGUUCACUGAAAACCCUGUAUUGCGAUGUUUAAACUGAAAGAAAAAUUAUAUAAAUCUCAAGCGUUCUGUGAAUAAAAUAAAAAAAAACCUGCAC